UUCGUCCAUCAUUCUUAUCCUCAACCCCAAAGGCGCACGAUAGCGUAGCGUCUUCCUUUUGUGGCUCCUGCGGCGAUUUAUCUUCGCCCAGCCUCGCAAAACGAAUUUCCCCUCAAUUUUUAAUUGCGAAACCCUAUCUCUCAAGACGGCCUCCUCUCAUUCAGAUCCGAAAACUUUGUCAAUAAGUAUUGGUCUGAUUUUGCUACCAUCGCUUCCGAUUUAAUACAGGAUUGGGGAUUCAAGUCCUGUGUGACCAGAAUCCAUAUUUCCUGCUUUUAUAUAGCAAUUCAUUAGAGCAAUGGGAGGGUAUGAAAAAGAUGAGUAUGAAGAUUGGGAUGAGUAUGAGGAAGAUGGAGAGGAGCAAGAAGAGGAAGAUGGUGAUGACGAUGGUUAUGAAAGAGUUCAUAAACCCACCCAGGAGGAGUUGGAUUAUCUUGCCCUCAGGCAAAGGUUAAAAGAGUCUAUCAGAAAGCAGAUGAAGAAGGAUACAGGGACUGCAAACCCUGGCUCCCGUGAUAAAGUUAAUUCAUCACGUAGAGACAACUAUGGUUCUUUCUUUGGGCCUUCACAGCCAGUUAUUGCUCAGAGGGUAAUCCAAGAAAGCAAGUCCCUGUUGGAGAAUCCAGAUCUAGCAGCAAGGAUAUGUAGAACUAGCCAUAAGGAGAAGAGCUCUGUUACUGCUCCUGUCAGUUCAAAAUCUCAAACAAACCGUCCGCCAAGUGUUAAAACUGUGUUGAAAAAAAAGGUCGAAAUGCUGAAAAAUACAAGAGACUAUUCGUUUCUAUUAUCUGAUGAUGCUGAGGUUCCAGCCGCCUCAAAAGUUCCACCCCCAAGAAAAGUGUCAGCUCCCAAGUCUGAUUCACGAUCUGCCGAAUUAAUGCAAAGGAGCAGACCAAUGGUGAAUGGUCGUGCAAAAGAAGUCUUCAAUGGUCGCAAUGGCAGAAAGCCUAUGCUUCCAUGUAGCCAGAGCAAAUCUAAAAUUGGGAUGGAUAAGUCAGCUCACACAAACAAGUCAUCCACAGAAUCUAGGAAACAGUUUGGUAACACUAGUGGAAGUGGGCCUGGUCGGCCUCUAGGACCCAAAGUUCUGCCUUCUGACAAUUCUGUCCGUGCUACAGCGAAGCCGGCUCAACCUGCUGCAAAAAAAAAUAUUUCUGUUGUACGUAAACCAACAUCAUCACCACUCCAACCUGUUGCACGCAGACCUGUUCAAUUGAAUCCGCAAUCUGGCAAUAAUAGACCUAUUUCGUUGAAUGGCCAGCCUUCAGCUUUGAGAAGACCUGUACAAAAAGAUAAUUACGAGUCUAGUAAGCCUAAGGUUGUUAGUAGACAGUCAUUGCCUUCCUCUAAGGUUCAGUUGAAGAGAUCUCCUCAAAGACACCCCAAACUUGCUCCUUUGCGGGAUGAACGGUCAAAGGCAAAACCUAAGAGGCAGCUUCCUGAUGAAGAUUCCGAGGGUGAACAGGCCAUAAAUAUGAUCAGACAAAUGUUUGGACUACAAUUGUUUUGCAGUUAUAAUCCCAAUAAGUUUCGAGAUGAUGAUGACACUGGCGACAUGGAGGCCAAUUUUGAUGAUAUUCUAAUGGAGGAAAAACGAAGUUCAAGAAUUGCCAGGCAGGAAGAUGAAGAACAGCUCCGCCUAAUUGAAGAAGAAGAAAGAAGGGAUAGGAUACGGCUGGCAAAGAAGCGCAAGAUGAGCCAUUAAAGGCCCAUCGUGGUGUAGCACUAGUAAAUGACAUGGGGCGGAAUUUGUUAUGGUUCGGUGCUGUUUGCUUUGGUGCCUACAUGCAUAGUUUUGUAUCUAACUAUACUGGACUUUUAUGUGACAAUAGUUAUCAUUUCGAUUUGGAUUC
Salvia hispanica is the source of this 1853-nucleotide messenger RNA. The record is from RefSeq and is a predicted model, not a curated record. Lineage: Eukaryota; Viridiplantae; Streptophyta; Magnoliopsida; Lamiales; Lamiaceae.